GUUUAAAGAAGAGAGCUUCCCACUGGAACAGGGGGUUAAAACCGAGCCCACGUGUGCUGUCCUUUCAGAAGCCAGCAGCCCUGCCCUGGUCACUCAGUAAGUGCAAUAAAAUCAUGAAUCUUCUACAACGGGUGAUCCAGCACCGCGGGAAUUUGACCGAGGAGAAUAGCUGACCUUCUGCUCGGAUCAGCCUUGCCUGUUGUAGUGCUAGAGCUGCACGUUGGGCAGGCAGAGGUGACACGAAGGAUACGAUGUUCAGCCUGAAUGGUCCCAGAAGUGAAGGAUAUGUCCAAGAGCUGUUCCACGAGGAAGCACAGCAGGUAUCUCAAACACAGACCAAGCCCUGGUGGAAGAUCCAGCUGUUUGUGUGGGAGCCGGUGCUUUUUGGAACAUGGGAUGGCGUCUUCACCUCCUGCAUGAUCAACAUUUUUGGAGUGGUUCUUUUCCUGAGGACGGGAUGGCUUGUGGGAAACACUGGCAUUGUAAUGGGCAUGUUUCUGGUGUCCUUUGUCAUCCUGGUUGCCCUGGUGACAGUCUUAUCUGGAAUUGGGGUGUGUGAGAAGUGCAGCAUCGGAAGUGGAGGAGUCUACUCCAUGAUUUCUACUGUCCUUGGAGGUCAAGUAGGGGGGACCGUUGGCCUCCUUUAUAUUUUUGGCCAGUGUGUUGCAGGUGCCAUGUACAUCACUGGCUUUGCGGAGUCCAUCGCAGAUGUCCUGAGCCUCAGCAACAUCUGGGCAGUGCGUGGGAUCUCCCUGGCUGUCCUGCUGGGCCUGCUGGGGAUCAACCUGGCGGGGGUGAAGUGGAUCAUCAGGCUCCAGCUCCUGCUGCUCUUCCUACUGGCCGUCUCGACGUUGGACUUUGUCAUCGGGUCCUUCACGCACCUUGAUCCAGGUAAAACUGGGGGUUCGUCACACUGGGGUCAGGAGGCACUAAUCCGCUGGGGUUUUCUCCUUAGGUGUCUUUGUGAAGUUACACAUCUGGGCGGAGAUAGACUUCAGUGCUUCCAGAUGUGUCCCCUGUCCUUUGGUACCAAUCUUUUAGAGGCAACCUGUAAUUUUGCAAGGAAGCACGGCUUCGUCGGCUACUCCGAAGAGCUCAUGUUCAACAACACACUGCCAGACUACAGCCAGGGGGAGUCCUUCUUCACUGUUUUUGGAGUGUUUUUCCCAGCUGCCACAGGUGUGAUGGCUGGGUUCAAUAUGAGCGGAGAUCUCCAGAAGCCUGCUACCAACAUCCCCCUGGGGUCUCUGGCCGCUAUUGGCACCUCGUGGUUUCUGUACAUGGUCUUUGUUUUUUUGCUGGGAGCCAUUUGUACCCGUCAGUCACUCCGCUAUGACUUCAUGAUAGCAGAGAAGGUAUCCUUGGUGGGUUUCUUGUUUUUGCUAGGGCUGUACAUCUCAUCCCUGGCCUCCUGCAUGGGAGGGCUUUACGGAGCACCCAGGAUCCUGCAGUGCAUCGCCCAGGAGAACGUGAUCCCCAUGCUCAGCUUCCUUGGACGUGGGAAAGGACCCAACAAGACUCCAGUGGCUGCGAUUUGCUUAACAAGUCUCAUCACCAUGGCUUUCGUCUUCAUUGGGCAAGUGAACGUUCUUGCUCCCAUAGUCACCAUCAACUUCAUGUUGACGUAUAUUGCUGUAGACUACUCCUAUUUCUCGGUCUCCUUGAGCUACAACGUUCAGCAGAAACCUGGCGAGACCCAGAUGGAACACACUAGACCUGCUCACUCUUCCCAGCCUUUAAUUUUCAACAAGCCCUCCAGCCGUGCAGCAGAUGGAGUAAUUCAAAGCAGAUCAAAUGGCACCUUGCUGGAGUUCACAAAAGACAUGGACCAGCUUUUCAAACCAUUUUGUAGUGAGCAAGGUACUUGCAAAAAAGGAGCCGAGAAUUUAACCCAAAAGGUCAAAAAAAAGAAGGCAAAGAAGCCAGCCAAGCAGACGUUACAAGACAGCUUUCUCCUGCAUCUCCAUCACGAUGCUCCCCUGGCUCAGUACAGCUGGGAUGAGACCACGGAGCCCCACAACGAGAGCCAGCAGGACCUGGCUGAGCAGGGCUGUCGGCGUGAUGCGGGUCCGUGCUCGUCACCCGCUGUGGACGCCCAGCAGACACCCGGGCUGCUGGAGCAGGGGGAGCAGCUCUGCAGCAAGGUGCCGGCGCUCCCCGGCCAGAGGGGAGAAGAUUCAUCUAUAAAGCAACAAAAUCCAGAGCUGGGAAUUCAGCAAAUACCAGAAUCCUUCUACUCCAAAUUCUGCAACCACUGGGUUUCCUUUGCUGGUGCGAUCGUGUCCCUCGUCAUAAUGUUUGUCAUUCAGUGGAUCUACACCCUUGUCAGCCUGGGUGCAGCCGUUAUUCUGUAUUUCUACAUCAGCCAAGUGAGCCCAGGACUCCCCCUUGGAGCAGCAGCGAAUUUCAGUUUCUUUGGCUGGAUUAAGUCAGUUUUGAUCACCUCGUGCAGGAGAAGGCCAUCUGCCAAGGAGCAGAUCGUGGUGACACCAUCCUUUGCAACAGUUGGCAUGGAGACCACGCAGCUCACCGAGGAGAACGCAGACUUUGCCUCACGGGACCGCUAUCACCAGUCCUCGCUUAUCAGCAGAGAGGAGUUUGGGAAUCAAUUCCAGUAAAGGACGCACAAAAAAAUCAAGCCAUCACUUCAAAAAGCAUUUAGAAAUGCUGAUGGCUGCCACAGUGCCUUGUGAAAUACUUGAAUAUAUGCAAAAAGGAUGUGAAUAGUUAUUUAUAUAUUCGAGGCUUGUUUGUUUAUGCAAACUACAACAUUGCUGGGUUUCAAGUCUUACCCAAAAUGGGGGAAAAAACGCAAAUGAAAGGGCCAGUCCAGGGAAGUAAUGAGUUAGUGAGGACAAUAUAAUCUUUUCAAAGAAUUCAGUUACAAGCGUUAUUGAGCUCUAAAGACCGUUGGCGCUAUAAAAGCUUACAACACCCCAUUUCAAAUGUCCUCUGGGUGACUAGGGAUGCUUUGUGCCUGGGAGCAGUGACCUCGGCAGUAGGAGCCAGCGCCCCGCUCCCAGCUGUGCCACAGAUGGAUGCGACCUUCCAGGUCAAUUCACUUCUCUCGGCAUGAAUUUGCCUGCUUGUAAUACAGUAAUUUUCUACCUCAGCAUUUCAAUUACCAAGGUUUUAGAAAGUACUUUAAGGCAUUAGACAAUAGGCCAGAAUCAGUGGCAAGUGCAAGAAGAUUAUGAAAUAUAUUCACAACUGGAAUCGCACAUUUAAAUGCAGUAAUGCAGUAUAAUGACCUCUACUGUAAAACUGUGAAAUGAUGUCUUAGAAGCUGUUCAUAGUGAUUUCCCACAUCCUUUCUGAUGUGAUGCCUGGGACCUGACAACAUAGCUGGGUCCAAACAGAGCAUCUCCUGGCUGAAGGGACAGAUGAUUCAGAAGUGCCUUAACAAAAUAUGUUUAGCCUCAUUUUUGUUUAUUUUGCUUAAAGCCCAUCCCAUAGCGAGCUCCCACAAGGAGCCAUUUCUCCCACUGCCAUGAUUUGGGAUGCAGGAGGUUCAGCCAGGGGUGCUGCAGGAUUUCCCACGCAGACCUUAGGGUUGGUGGGCAGUGGCUGUGGCGUGGGGUGAGGUCUUACAUGGACACCCCCAUCACCGUCGCUUCUGCUCCCCAGGGAAAAAACCCUCUGUGGAGCACUGUCCUGCCUGCAGGCAGCAGUCCUGGCAGAGACCUGCAGAGGCACGAGGGAAGGCUCUGGGUCGAGGCAAGCCCCAGCACCGCAAAUCAGUUCUGAUGCUACAGGGAUGGGGAAAUCACUGCCUUUCCCUUCCUUUUAUCUCUGAUUGUUUCAGCCUGUAGACUAUUUAUUUCUUCUUCUGUGCAAUAAAAGCUUGAGACACAA
Molecule: messenger RNA, 3855 nt
Organism: Harpia harpyja (harpy eagle)
Lineage: Eukaryota; Metazoa; Chordata; Aves; Accipitriformes; Accipitridae
Gene: SLC12A8
Product: solute carrier family 12 member 8
Exons: 14
Coding region: 252-2618 (788 amino acids)
Biological process (GO): chloride ion homeostasis; potassium ion homeostasis; chloride transmembrane transport
Cellular component (GO): membrane
Molecular function (GO): potassium:chloride symporter activity
Source: RefSeq, a predicted model, not a curated record